CUGCGGGCGCUGGGCACGGGCCGCGCACGGCGCUCGGAGGCGCUGGCCGGGGCGCCGCUGGACACGGCCGCCAAGGAGUACUCGCCCAAGGUGCGGCAGCUGGUGCGGGACAUCGCGGGGCUGACGCUGCUGGAGGUGGCCGACCUCAACGCGCUCCUCAAGGAGACGCUGAAGAUUCCGGACGUGGGGGUGAUGCCGGCGGGGGCGGCGGCCGCCUCUCUCCAGCCCUCCCAGGCGGCUCCGCAGGAGGAGGAGGAGAUCCCGCUCAAGAAGGAGAAAACGCAUUUCACUGUCCGGCUGACGGAGCUGAAACCUGCUGACAAGGUGAAGCUGAUCAAGGAGGUGAAGAACUUCGUGCCGGGAGUGAACCUCGUGCAGGCAAAGAAGCUGGUGGAGUCCCUUCCGCAGGAGAUCAAGGCUAACGCCUCCAAGGAGGAAGCAGAGAAGAUCAAAGCGGCGUUGGAGGCAGCAGGAGGGACUGUGGUUCUGGAGUAGGCAGUGGCAUCUCACCACGGAGGGACUGGCAUGAUGGCAGCCUUCCCCGCUGCCGCCUGCCCGGCCGCUGCCCGAGCUGGGGUCCGGACGUUUCCGACUGCGAAACGUCCCCUAGUCGUGUGGUGGGAACGUUCUCUCAAAGCGAUACGAGAAUGCUGUACGGUUCGGCGGGGCUGCUCUCUCGU
This is a messenger RNA of Haliaeetus leucocephalus (bald eagle), 680 nucleotides long. RefSeq names its product mitochondrial ribosomal protein L12 (gene MRPL12). Lineage: Eukaryota; Metazoa; Chordata; Aves; Accipitriformes; Accipitridae. The transcript has 4 exons. Gene Ontology annotation, biological process: mitochondrial transcription; translation. The record is from RefSeq and is a predicted model, not a curated record. Gene Ontology annotation, cellular component: ribosome; mitochondrial large ribosomal subunit. The annotation marks the transcript as partial. Gene Ontology annotation, molecular function: structural constituent of ribosome.